UUUUUUUCUGGAGGAAACCUAUUUUUAUUUCUAUUUAUUUUUUAUUUUAUUUUUUUGUUGGUGAAGAUAAAUACUUUCACAACAGGCGGAUGGUCAGUCAGGCAGCCAUGCGAGGCCAGCGUGUGGUGGAGAGCGAGUACAGGUGCUGGAACCCGGCCGUCUGGCUCCUGGUGUCCUUGCUGGGAUCCCUGGUCUUGGUGACCCUCAGUGUGCUGCUGCGACUUGGUGAGUGGGUAGGGGGCGGUUGGAGUGAGGGGUGCCGUGUGAGAUUUGACCAAAAACAGCUGAAGAUCACUCCUUCCAAGCUGCUAGACUGCUGGAGUUGAGCUUUCUGCCAUACAGAACACUACAUGUGAUCAGAAAAUCACUUUUUAAAAUCAGUUUAAAAAUAUGUUAUGUUAUGUUGUCUAUAUUUGGGUCUAUAUUUCAGAAAUGGGACAUAUAAUAAAAAGACUGGAGAUAUAAGAGUAACCUCAGCAUUUAAUUGAAUGGAUUUUGCACUGAUGAAGUAAUUGUCGUGGAAAUUGUCUUAACACUAAACACAAAUAUGGAGUAAUACACAAAACACUGCUGGGUUUAAGAUUAAAAAUAUUAUUGUACAAUAAGGAGACAGAUCACACAAAGAUUUGCAUCAGUUCGUCUCAGCGAACAAAGAGCAACCCUAAUCUAAUACAGUUGCCGGAUUACCUUUACAUAAUAACAUCAUGUUUCAUUUUCUCAAAAUGGCUACAGUAAAAUUCAUUGAUCAUGUUUGUGUGACAUUGUUAUUGUUAUAGUGAACAAUGUGAAAUAUAUAUGGAAAAGUAAUAGACCUUAAAAGUGUCAGAUAGACACUUAUUAAAGUAUGUUAUUUCCUAAAGGGGAUAAUUUUUCAUACACUGGCUCAGGACCAGAGGGAGGUUUUAUGAAGAAUGAAACUGAUUCCAAAACUUUAUUUAAAGCUAUCAUAUAUUGCUGUAACAUUUCUUUUUUAAAACUCAUACUGUAUGUUUUUACUUUUUAAAGUUUUUCAGAUUAGUAGUUCAUAAAUAUAAUUUUGUUGGCCCUUCCAUAUCUGACUAAAUUAAUUUUGAGUUAGAGAAAUUUUGAUAUUCUCGUGGGAUAAGAGGAAAGGUUACCACUGCCCUAAACUGAAAGAGAAUUGACACAUGAGAUGAUUUCUUGUGUGUCAGUGCUUAACCACAUGUUUAAGGCUUUAAUAAUGCUGGAGAACCAGGUGUACCUGCAAGUGAACUCCCUGUAGAUGAGGGCUAUUGUGUCCACAGUUACUGCUCUGUGUUUACCAGUGGUACAGUAGCUGGCUGCGAGCCCUGCAGCUGUUUUGAAGCGAGGAUUGAUUCCACUCACUGGACUUUAUGGAUCAACAAAGAUAUGGAACAAUUCAUCCAAAUGUGCUGACACCAGCUUACGAGUUCUAUUUCUUAAUAGAUCCAACAGAUAUCUAAAUGUGUGCCUGACUAACAUUUGUCGUAUUCUUAUUACAGGAGACAUGAAAAUAAACAGACGGGCUGUAUCCAGUAAGUGAUAUUAAAGUGUUCUGAUCCCCCAUAGAAUAAGAACUGUGUCUGCCCAGAAUAUAAACCACAAUGUAACCUACAUGUGACACCAUAAACAGAUGCAUUACCCAUCCCUGGGGCUAAUGUUAAUUAGCUAAUUAGAAUGUCCUCUAUACAGACCCAGAAACAAUUUCCACUGUGUCUUCACGGACACCUGGGAAAAUAUGGAUUGCAUCAAAACACACACAUCUCAGAAAUUUAGAUCAGAGGCAGAUAGCUCAGUCCUGCAUGGAUCAUCUGUCUUUUGCCUUAAAAAUAUCAACUUUUGUUUUAAUUCAUACAUGAAUUGGCUUUUGGAUUUAUUUUCUCAAGGUCAAAUGGUACAAAUAAAGAGCACAACUUUGGAUUUGGAUGUUGUAUUCCCCCUUUCUUUUAUCUUUUUUUGUUCUUCACUUUCAAAAUAAAAUCCCAGAUUAAAGGAGCAGGCAGCAAUAUCUCUGUUGUAGCUCUUGCUGGUGCAGUAUGUGGUCUAAACAGGCCUCCUGUUGUGGUUUCAGGCUGUGUCUAGUGUUACAGGAAAAUAGAUAUAGUAGAUAUAGAGUACAGUAACUAUGCAAGGCCAAGAACCUCCUUUCAACAAAUAAUUUGACCAUACUCUCUCUCCCUCACUCUCCCAUAUCCCCUCCUCUCUCCUGUUUCAGCCAAUACCGUGGAAUCCCCCGAGAGGACGCAGUACCAAGGUAAGCAUGAGCUUUACAGCACCUCCACCUCCACCUUCACACACCUGACCCAGACACUCAUGUUCAGAAAAACACGCCUGCAUCCAGGCCACGUCAUGAAACCUAUCAGUGGCUGGCUGUAUGUCAGUGAAAGAGAGCACAGAAGGUAGAUCAGUGCCUGGGGCUUUCUAAACAAGGUCACUUUCCCAGCUCUCCAUUUCCCUAAUCCCCUCAAUGACUUAUUUGCUAUUUAACCACCCUCCUGCAUCCACCUCGUUCACUUCCAGGGAGUCAUGUGGCUUAUUGUGUGCCUUAACUUGGCAGGAUUAGACUUAUUCCAGAAGGAUGUUUUUUUUUCUUCUAAUUAACCAUCAUUACAUUACAGCCAAGCCAGUCUUCUCUUCUCUUCUCCUCUCCUCUUCUCUUCCGAUACAAAGAGUAAAGCCUUUAUGAGCCUCAGUUUUUGUUAGUGAGGUGGCACAAACAUAACCAGAGACAAAGGAACGUCCCCACUUCACUCAAAGAGAGACAUGACUAACAAAUAUGACAGAGAGAAGCCCUGACAGAUAUGAUUUGUUUUUCUCCCCCAAAGUGCAACUGGUGAAUGGACGUAACAGGUGCGAGGGUCGCGUGGAGGUGCGCUACAAUGAUACAUGGGGCACAGUGUGUGAUGACGACUGGGACAUGGUGGAUGCCAAAGUGGUGUGUCGGCAGCUGGGCUGCGGUGUGGCGGUGGCGGUGGGCAGCAGCUCUCAGUUUGGUCAGGGAUCAGGGCUCAUCCUGCUGGAUAAUGUGGACUGCAAAGGAAGUGAGACAGACCUCAGUCAGUGCAACAGUCUGGGCUGGGGCAUCCACAACUGUUACCACUAUGAGGACGUGGCUGUUACCUGCAGAGAACCAUCAGUGGUUGGGGUAAAAGGUUUCGGGGAUCUCACCACACCAUCCCCUGGGAAUGCAGGUUUAGGAGAUGGCACCAUCCGUCUGGUGGGUGGACUGAACUCCUGCCAGGGCCGGGUGGAGGUCUACUACCAGGGAAGCUGGGGGACAGUGUGUGAUGAUGACUGGGGCAAUAUCGAUGCCGACGUGGUGUGCCAGCAGAUAGGCUGUGGCCAUGUUGUCUCGGCACACACCAACUCCUACUUUGGCUACGGGACCGGCCUGAUUCUUCUGGACAAUGUCAACUGCCAUGGCAACGAGCAGCAGCUGUCUAAAUGCAAUAGUCUGGGCUGGGGAAACCACAACUGUGGCCAUCACGAGGAUGCUGGGGUCACCUGCACUGGUUCAGGAUCCACUACUGCACCUCCGGUGGUGAACACUCCCACUGGAGGUCCGAGAUCAAUCUGGCCUACACAGGACACUGCAGCAACAACUGAGGAAGUUACUGUCACCCAAAGUACAACAACUGUUACCACAACUGCCCAGACAAAAGACAAGCCAGCCAUUCGUGUGGUGAAUGGAAACAGUAGCUGCCAGGGUCGUGUGGAGGUCCUCUACAGAAACGUUUGGGGAACGGUGUGUGACGACGACUGGGACAUGCCCAAUGCCAAUGUGGUGUGCAGGCAGCUUGGUUGUGGCUUGGCUAUCGCAGCCAAGUCUCAGGCCUACUUCGGCUAUGGUUCGGGUCCGAUCCUGCUCGACAAUGUGGAAUGUAAUGGCAACGAACUAGAGCUGUCCCAGUGCUUCCACCUCGGCUGGGGUCAGCACAACUGUGGCCAUCAUGAGGAUGCUGGAGUUAUCUGUGCACCUUUUAUGCUAAACAUCGGACUUGCACGUGACUUUAGAGUAACAGAAAGGAUGCACACCACCACCACACCACCCACUGAAGGAAUGGUGAGGCUGGUGGAUGGCCAGCAUAACUGUGAGGGUCGGGUGGAGAUGUACUUAAAUUCUGGAUGGGGCACAGUGUGCGAUGAUGCUUGGGACCUCCCUGACGCACAGGUUGUGUGCCGUCAGCUUGGCUGCGGGGAGGCCACGGCAGCUCGGGGAGAAGCUUACUUUGGGCCUGGCACAGGAACAAUCCUGCUGGACAAUCUCAAGUGCAGCGGUACGGAGGCCUCCCUGCAGCAGUGCUCCCAUAUAUCCUGGAGUGUGCACAACUGUGAUCACUCUGAAGAUGCUGGCGUCACCUGCUCACUGUCGUGAUUUCAAUAGAAUCACACUCCCACCUUUGCCAUGAAUUGGAAGUGGGUGUACCAACCUGGGACUUGUAUACAUUAUGUAAAUAACAGCUUUCACAUUGCUGAAGGAAUACUCCACCAACAACAACAUACAAACUAACUAAUAUGACAAUAUAUGAUUACAUACUAUAACUAUCUAUGCCUAUUAAGCACUUUAUAAAUAAAUA
Thunnus maccoyii (southern bluefin tuna) is the source of this 4559-nucleotide messenger RNA. It is a transcript of the gene ssc4d, whose product is annotated as scavenger receptor cysteine-rich domain-containing group B protein. The record is from RefSeq and is a predicted model, not a curated record. Gene Ontology annotation, cellular component: membrane. Lineage: Eukaryota; Metazoa; Chordata; Actinopteri; Scombriformes; Scombridae. The transcript is spliced from 9 exons. Bases 2759 to 4357 code for a protein of 532 amino acids.